AUGAUUACAUUUGAAAAAAGCUCAUUAUCAACAUCCUCAAUUGAACAAGUUAUAUCAACAGAUAUUGUUAAACUAGUACCACAACUAGAUGAUUAUUUGUGUCCAAUCUGUUUUUCAAUUGCCUAUAAACCGGUGAGAUUAACAUGUAAUCAUUUCUUCUGUAUCCGUUGUUUAAUUAAAUUACAAAGAAGAAAUGAACCAAAAUGUCCAAUUUGCAGGGAUCCUGUUGUUAUGGAUGCUACAGAAGCUAAUGUUGACUAUGAGUUAUUGGAGUAUAUGAAGAAGAAUUUCCCUAAGGAAGUGAAAAAAAAGCAAUCUCAAAAUGAAAAAGAGGUUACUGAUGAGACUUUGAGUACGUUAUAUGGAGAUGAUAAGUGUAUAAUAAUGUGA
Molecule: messenger RNA, 390 nt
Organism: Hansenula anomala
Lineage: Eukaryota; Fungi; Ascomycota; Saccharomycetes; Phaffomycetales; Wickerhamomycetaceae
Exons: 1
Coding region: 1-390 (129 amino acids)
Source: RefSeq, a predicted model, not a curated record